Molecule: messenger RNA, 2692 nt
Organism: Chelonia mydas (Green sea turtle)
Lineage: Eukaryota; Metazoa; Chordata; Testudines; Cheloniidae
Gene: ARSB
Product: arylsulfatase B
Exons: 9
Coding region: 57-1664 (535 amino acids)
Source: RefSeq, a predicted model, not a curated record
GGGGGCGGUGCCGCCGCCGGCCAGUUCCUGGUUGAGCGGCGGGGCAGGCGGGCAGCAUGCUGAAGCGGCCGGGGCCCGGGCUGGGCUCAGCGCGCCUCUCGCUGCUCCUGUGCUGGCUGCGCCUCUGCCUGGCCAGCAGCGCGGCGGCCCCGCACCUGGUGGUGGUGCUGGCCGAUGACCUGGGCUGGCACGACGUGGGCUGGCACGACUCCCUCAUCCGCACCCCGCAGCUGGAUGCGCUGGGGGCGGGCGGGGUGCGGCUGGAGCGCUACUACACGCAGCCCCUGUGCACCCCGUCCCGCAGCCAGUUGCUCACCGGCAGGUACCAGAUCCAUACAGGUUUACAACACCAAAUAAUUUGGCCUUGCCAGCCCAGCUGUGUCCCAUUGAAUGAGAAACUCCUGCCUGAACUGCUGAAGGAAGCAGGAUAUGUUACCCACAUGGUAGGGAAGUGGCAUCUAGGCAUGUACAAAAAAGAGUGCCUCCCAAUCCACAGAGGAUUUGAUACUUAUUUUGGUUAUCUUCUGGGAAGUGAAGAUUAUUAUUCCCAUGAACGUUGUGUGUUCAUCAGUGCAAAGAAUGCAACACGCUGUGCUCUUGAUUUUCGAGAUGGAGAAGAAGUUGCAGUUGGAUUUGGAAACAUGUAUUCCACUAAUGUAUUUACGAAAAGAGCUGUAGAUCUUAUAGCCAGCCAUAAAACUGAGAAGCCUCUCUUUCUCUAUCUUGCUCUCCAAUCUGUCCAUGAGCCCCUUCAGGUCCCUGGGGAAUACAUGAAACCAUACGCUUUCAUCAAAGAUGAGAAGAGACGUCAUUAUGCGGGAAUGGUGUCCAUUAUGGAUGAAGCUGUAGGAAAUGUCACUGCAGCCCUGAAGAGAUAUGGGCUUUGGGACAACACAGUUCUCAUCUUCUCUACUGAUAACGGAGGACAGACUUUGGGAGGUGGAAAUAACUGGCCUCUAAGAGGAAGAAAGUGGACGCUCUGGGAAGGAGGAGUGAGAGGAGUAGGAUUUGUUGCAAGUCCUUUACUGAAACAGAGGGGAGUAGAAAGUCAUGAACUGAUCCACAUCUCUGACUGGCUGCCGACUCUAGUAAAUCUUGCUGGGGGACAUAUAAACAGCACUAAGCCUCUGGAUGGCUUUGAUGUAUGGAAAACUAUCAGUGAAGGAAGCCCUUCUCCGAGAAAGGAGCUGCUUCAUAACAUAGAUCCUAUGUUUGUGGACACUUCUCCAUGUGAAGAAAGGAGAUACUUAGGAUGCCUUCCAUUUGCAAGUCCUGGUAUUGACAACAGGACAUCUUCACCACAGGAUAAUUCUUUUCCAUGGGACGAUUCAAUCUUCAAUAUAUCCAUACAUGCUGCAAUUCGACAUGGAAAGUGGAAACUACUAACUGGGUAUCCAGGCUGCAGCCACUGGUUCCCACCACCACCUUUGUUCAGUGAAUCAAAGAUUCUAUCAUCUGACCCACCAACAAAGAAACUUUGGCUUUUUGAUGUUGUUAAAGAUGCUGAGGAGAGAAAUGACUUGUCUGAAAAAUAUCCUGGCGUUGUGAAAAAACUGCUCUCCCGGCUGCAGUACUACUAUAAACACUCUGUGCCUGUGUUCUACCCUGACGAUGACCCCCGUUGUGACCCAGCAGCAACUGGAGCCUGGGGGCCUUGGAUGUAGACUACUACAUUUGCAACCUGAAAAUUGCGGACUCAGGGUUCUAGUCAUAUAUUUUGACCUCAUUUCUUUUACCCUUUUAACUGUGAUUUCAUCCCUUGGGUUAUUCAAAUCUGCUGCUUCUUAAGCAGUAUUGGGGAUCUAAUGUCACCCCCUGAUUGUACUAGAAACACAGUUAAAAUCAUAAAUCUCUCAUUUUCGUGUUCUUUGUCAGUUAUAUGUCUUUAAAAUGGAGGGUCAAAGCUGCUGGCCAGCUGGGAAAUAUUACUUCACUUGGAAAGUUCUAAUGAGUCACAGAGGCAAGGCUAUCCAGUUCUUUCAUAGUUAAAGUCACAUGUUUGAUUUCAUGCUUGCCAGUGGCCAGAUCUUAUAGAAGGCUAACACACAGGUUUUUAAAAAAAAAAAAAAAGAGAGAGAGAGAGAAGCCAGUUUAUGAGUUCAGCUGUCAUUACAUUUUCUCAGCUUUGCCAUACAAAUCUGUCCAGUAAUGGAUGCAUUCAGAAAUCUCUGUGUAAAAGCCUCCUCCCACUGGGCAACAAAAGAUCUAGCUAUACACUUGUCCACUGUUGACAUAUGGUGAGAGCAUUGGUUUGAUUUUAUGCCCACCUCGGCUGUGAGUACCAACUCUUUAGGGCUUUUGUGCCUUUGUUAUCACAGCAGAGACUGCCUUCAUCUAAUAGCUUUCGGCCAUCCCUGCAUUUUGCAUUGCCUUUUUCAAUUCAUUUCUUCUUUCUUGUGCUUCGAAGUGCAGUUUUGAAUUCUUGUGCAGGAGAUUCAAGCACUUUUCUUUGCCAGCUAAAGCACAAUGUGGAGGUUGCAAGUGAUGGAAGUAUUGCUUCAUCUAUCUGGUGGCUAUUGCAUCAGCUUCACAAAGCUCCCAACUUUUGCUAAUAUGUAAUAGAAGACCUUUUCUAUUACAUAUCCCUUCUCUAAAGGCAUUGCCAGUUAUCUGUUUUGUACUGAUGUAAUGUUUCAAACUGGUUUUUUAGAGACCACUUUUAACUUUUCCAUUAAAAUUAGUGUUUAAUUUU